CCGAGCCGUGCCCUCCUUUCUGAGGAAGGACGGGAUCGUUCCGCCCGGGAAUCACAGCGCCGGCAGUUUUUGGGGACGAGCGAGCCCCGGGGCCGCUGCCGGGGCCGGCGGAGCGCGGGGCUCGGUCCCGCUGCCCGGGCACGGCGGGGCUGCCCCCGGCGGGUGUGAGCCGAGCCCGGGGCUCCGCUCGCAUGAGCGUCUGGAGCAUCUCCCGCUUUGUUCCGCCGCGCCCCGCCAAAUGGGAAAGGACCGGAGUUUCUCCCGGCAUUUUCGGAUUUUCAUCCCCAAGAAGCACCGGCAGCGCUUUGACGAGGUGGUGUCUCAGAGCCUGCUCAGCAAACUCUGCCGCUCCCGGAGCGAGCACAGCAGCCGCCUGCGCCGCAGCCGCAGCGAGGACCACCAGGAGCGGCUGCUGGUGUCCACCCGCGCCAGCUCCGUGCCCCGCAGCCACCAGGAGCUCGCCAAGAGCCUCCGCAAAACCUCCUCGCUCAUCGCCGCCAAUGCGGCCUCGGGGGCUGCCCGCAGAACCGUGCGAGUUUAUAAAGGCAACAGGAGCUUUGGCUUCACGCUCCGUGGCCAUGCCCCGGUGUGGAUCGAGUCUGUCCUGCCGGGGAGCCCGGCGGAGAAGGCUGCCCUCAAAGCUGGAGACAGGAUCCUGUUCCUCAACGGGCUGGACAUGAGGAACUGCUCCCACGACAAGGUGGUGUCGAUGCUGCAGGGCAGCGGGGCCAUGCCCACCUUGGUGGUGGAAGAGGGCAUGGUCAGCCUCUCCCACGACUCUGACUCUGCUGAGUCCCCGAGCAGCUCCUCGGCCCUCACCUCCCUGCAGUGGGUUGCAGAGAUUCUCCCCUCUAGCAUCAGGAUCCAAGGAAGGACCUUCCCGCAGCAGCUGGAGCACCUGCUGACCCCGCCCGAGCGUUUGGCCGUCUGCAAGGCGCUGGAGGGCUUCUUCCAACACCGGAACAUUGACACUCUCAUUGUGGAUGUGUACCCGGUGCUGGACACACCAGCCAAGCAAGUCCUCUGGCAGUUUAUCUACCAGCUGCUGAGCUGCGAGGAGCAGGAGCACUGCCAGCAAAAGGUUGACAGGUUUCUGGGGUGCAAGGCCCUGGCAGGUGAGAGGAGGUGCCCAGGACGGACACGCCGUGUCCUGACAGCUGCUGGGAGCUCGGUGCCCUGUGCUGGUGUAGCUCUGGAGUCAAACUGCCUUGAGAGGAGAGGUGUCACCUCAAGGGUGCUCUGGGAGCCAAGGCUUGGGCAGCUGCUCAGGUGUUCCGAGGCAGAGGCUGAGGAUCGGUACCGCAGCUCCGUCCGAGGGGCCUCCCUGUGCCGGGGCAGCCUGCGGACCCCCCGCCCCGAGGAGGGGGCAGCAGGCAGUGACACCGUGGAGGUCCCCGUUCGCCUGAUCCCUGGAGAGAGACAGGCUGGUGAUGGCACGUCCCUCCCGGAGACACCCAACCCCAAAAUGAUGUCGGCCGUGUACGCGGAGCUGGAGAACCGCCUGAUCGGCGGCUUUGCGGGCAAGGUGGGCAGCGCCGCCCUGCACAGGACAUCGCCCCCCGGCCCGGAGCUGCCACACGCUGCAGGUGGCCGCAAGCCGGGCCCAGCGUGGCCGAGCGAGCUGGCGGGUCAGCCCUGCUACUACCGGCUGCACAGCAGCGUGGCCUCGCCCUGCAGCACCGAGUCCAACCCCUACGUCAGCCUGGACAGCAGCCCGGCACCAUCGCCCAAGCGCCGCGAGUACUCGCCGCUGGCGCGCCGCAAGAAGCUCUUCACCUUCUCCAGGCCCCCGCGCAGCCGCGACACCGACCGCUUCCUGGACGCCCUCAGCGAGCAGCUGGGCCACCGCGUCACCAUCGUGGAUGAUUUCCUCACCCCCGAGAAUGACUACGAGGAGAUGAGUUUCCAGGAUGACCAGGGCAGCUACGUCACCAACGAUGUCAGCAGCAGCGAGUACAUCAGCAGCAGCGACGAGGGCAGCUCCCUGACCUGCUCCACGCUCUCGGACCACAUCCCCCCUCCUCCGCUCAGCCCCGCCCCCGCCACCCCCCUGCAGUUCCACGACCCCCAGAGCGGCCCCGCCAAGGCUGAGGCCACCAAGGCCAGCGCGGCGCCCGCCCCCAAGUCCCUGACCGGCCACCUGCACCCCAUCCCGCCCCCGCCGCCGCCGCCCCCGCCGCCCCCCGUGCCCUGUGUGCCCCCCCUGCACCGGGGGCUGCUGCACCGCCGCAGCGACUCCAACCACAUGAGCGUCAAGAGGCUGCGCUGGGAGCAGGUGGAGAACUCGGAGGGGACCAUCUGGGGGCAGCUCGGGGAAGACUCGGAUUAUGACAAGCUGAGUGAUAUGGUCAAAUACCUCGACCUGGAGCUGCACUUUGGGACUCAGAAGCCCACGAAGCCAACUCUCAUGCCUGAAAACUUUAAAAAGAAAGACGUGGUUGAAAUUUUGUCCCACAAAAAGGCCUACAACACAUCCAUCCUGAUCGCCCACCUGAAGCUGUCGCAUGUGGAGCUGCGGCAGAUCCUGAUGACGAUGGAGACGGAUCGCCUGGAGCCGUCCCACAUCAAGCAGCUGCUGCUCUAUGCUCCGGACGGGGAGGAGGUGCAGCGCUUCCAGAGCUUCAGGGAGAACCCCGGCAAGCUGAGCGAGCCUGACCAGUUCGUGCUGCAGAUGCUCUCGGUGCCCGAGUACAAGACCCGCCUGCGCAGCCUGCACUUCAAGAGCACCCUGCAGGAGAAGACCGAGGAGAUCAAGGCCAGCUACGAGUGCAUCUGCAAGGCCUCCCUGGAGCUGAAAAGCAGCAAGAAGCUGGCCAAGAUCCUGGAGUUCGUGCUGGCCAUGGGAAACUACCUGAACAACGGGCAGCCCAAGACCAGCAAAACCACGGGCUUCAAAAUCAACUUCCUGACCGAGCUGAACACGACCAAGACUGUCGAUGGGAAAUCCACCUUCCUGCACAUUCUUGCCAAAUCCCUCAGCCAACACUUCCCAGAGCUCCUGGGCUUUGCCAAGGACCUCCCGACGGUGCCGCUGGCAGCCAAAGUGAACCAGAGGACGCUGACAGCUGAGCUGAAGGACCUGCACAGCACGGUGGGGGACAUCCAGAAGGCCUGCCACAGCAUGCCAGCCUCCGCCGAGGACAGGUUUGCCGUCGUCAUGAGCUCCUUCCUGGAGAGUGCCCAGCCCGCCAUGCGCUCCCUGGACGACCUGCAGCACAAGGCCAUGGAGGAGUUCAGCAAGGUGCUCUCCUUCUUUGGGGAAGACUCAAAAAUGACAACUUCCGAAGCCUUCUUUGGCAUUUUUGCAGAAUUCAUGAGCAAGUUUGAGCGGGCUCUCAGUGACGUGCAGGGGGGCGAGAGCCAGCGCAGCCCCAGGAUGACGUCCCCCCUCGCCUGGUGACAGCCUGAAGCCACCCGAGGUGCAACAACCCAUUGCCAACAAAGUGCAAUUUGCUCCUGUGCAGUCUGGUUGGAAAUACGCCGCUGCCACCACCCAGCAGAGCCACGGAGGAGGGGUCGGGGCAGGUGGGCACUGAGAAGGCACCGCGGGUGACAGAGGGUGACGUGAGGGUGACACGGAGAUAAACCCUGUGCUGGUCCUGACAGAGCUUCCUUAGCGCCCUCCCUUUGCAUCCAUCCGGUAAAAUGGGGGUUUCACGUCCAUCCGGUAAAAUCCCACUGUCACACAUUUCCCAACCACUGUAACCGGCCCCGGCAGCUGCUGGAGACCCUCCCACACCCCCACGGCCCCUGCCCGGCGUGGGGGCUCUGCCCGGGCAGCCGUGGGGUGGGGAGAGCCCAGCCAGAGUCCCCGGGAAGGCAGAGGGGGUCAGCAGGGCAGGGAGCGUGGGGGGACGAGCAGGACAGCGGCCACCUCCACUCCUCUGGGACCCUGAGGACGCUGCUGAGCCUGUCCAGCCCCUCUCCGAGCCCCCCUGCGCUGGGGCAGAGCACGGGGGGCAGACGGGAACAGUGGAGCAGAGAUCAGCAGAGGUGGCCGGGAAGCCUCAGUUCCCUUCCCCUGCCAGCCGGUGGCCGUGGAAAGCAGCAGGAGCUGGCAGGACCCUCCUGGCACACCCGUGCGGUCCCGAGGAGGGAUCCGGGCUGGUCCUUCAGCUCCCGGGUCCUUCCUGGCCCUCAGCUCUGCUGAACGCUGUGCCAGAGGCUGAGGGACCCUGAAACCCUCCCGAGAGAGAAGCAGCAGCAGCGCGGGGCUAUCGGACCUCACCAGCAAACAGCCCCGAGAGCCCCAAAACCAGCGGGAUCCUCCGCAGGCGCUGCUGCAAGGCACGGCACAGGCAGCGGGGCCAUCCCCGCCUGCUGCAGCCCCGGGAGCCCCGGAGCUGCGGGGCCGGUUCUGCUGGGGAUGUCCCACGGACCGCCCGAAGUGUCCGCGGCCACCUCCCGGUGUGCACAUCCCCUUCCCGGUGUGCACAUCCCCUUCCCGGUGUGCACAUCCCCUUCCCGGUGUGCACAUUCCCUUCCCGGUGUGCACAUCCCCUUCCCGGUGUGCACAUUCCCCUUCCCGUUGUGCACACCCAUCUCCCGGUGUGCAAACCCACCUCUCGGUGUGCACAUCCCCUUCCCGGUGUGCACAUCCCCUUCCCGGUGUGCACAUCCCCUUCCCGGUGUGCACACCCAUCUCCCGGUGUGCACAUCCCCUUCCCACCGUGCACAUCCCCUUCCCACCGUACACAUCCCCUUCCCGGUGUGCACACCCAUCUCCCGGUGUGCACAUCCCCUUCCCGGUGUGCAAACCCACCUCUCGGUGUGCACACCCAUCUCCCGGUGCGCACAUCCCCUUCCCGGUGUGCACACCCACCUCCCGGUGUGCACACCCACCUCCCGGUGUGCACACCCACCUCCCGGUGUGCACAUCCCCUUCCCGGUGUGCACACCCGUCUCCCGGUGCUCCCCCCACCUCCCGGUGCCCCCCUCCCGCUGUUCCCGUCCCCUCUCCCGUGGCCUGGCUGUCUCUCUCGGCUGCCCGCAUCCCGGGCCGGUGCCCGCGGGGCUCUCGGUGCUUUCCGGCCCUGCCCUCCGCGCAAACCGCCCCGGUGUGCCCCGGCCCCGUUCCCGCAGCACCCCCGCACCGCCGCAGGGCUCCUCCUGCAGCCCCCGCCCAAGGGCGCAGUCACCGAGCGGUGCGUUACUGACCGGACACCUCACCGGACACCUCACGGAUCUCCGGGUUUGGGGAGUUUUUUAAACCCCGCUCUAGAAAGUGCAGUAUAUUUUCACAAGUGUUCUCCGUUUAUACAGCUUGAAGUGCCAGGUAGUGGGUAGCCUUGUGUUCCAGAGGUCCAGGACAGGGCCAUGCUCCCUCUGCUCCUCUUUCCCUUUUGCACACUGCAUUCCGUUGAUUUUUUUUUUCUUUUCUUUUUUACCAUAUCCAAUAUUUAAACCACCAGAGGUCCUUUUGAAACUGUCCUGACAGAAGAUGCUGUACAUAGAUUUUGCUACGUGUUGUAACUUUCUGAAAUAGUUAGAACUCCAAUCCCUUUGGUAUUUUUUAUGUGAAUAUUUUCAAAGAGCCAGAACUUCUGGUGAAAUGAUUUGAUAAUGGGACGAUGUACAUUCACAGUUCAGUCUCUACCCAAUGCCGUUGUGCUAUUCCUAAAAUAAAGCUACUGCCUUCUGCCUCCUGA
Molecule: messenger RNA, 5648 nt
Organism: Taeniopygia guttata (zebra finch)
Lineage: Eukaryota; Metazoa; Chordata; Aves; Passeriformes; Estrildidae
Source: RefSeq, a predicted model, not a curated record